UGCUGCGGCCUGCGGCCAUCCCGCAUUCCUGAGGCGGCUGCGAGCCUCCUCCCCGGCGUGCCUGCGCGGCAGGGCAGCCGCUCCGCUCCGCUCCGCUCCGCAGGCCGCUCUGCUGCUGCUCCCUCGCUGCACCAACAUGCCCGCGCACAGCCCCCGGAGGGGCUCGCUCCUCUCCCCGCUGUGUCCGUAGCCACGUUUUGUGCUGCCCCUGCUCAGGGGAACACAAGAAGCACCUUCACCAUGCGGCAUUUUCUGCCACAUUCAUUCAAAGGACAGCUCCAUGUCUGAAGUGCUGCCAGACUGAGCUAAGAGCACUACGAAGCAAACAACUGCCACAUCCUCAUCCUGCUUCUUGUCACGGCACUGCAGAGGAGCUGGAAGUUUUUCAGCAAUGUAACUAGGAAGCUAUUCUGUUCUGAAUCAGCAUGGGAUAGAGUGCCUAGAAGACGUUCAGACCAAGCACAGCUAGCGCGUCCCUGCUGGUUCUCCAUUCUGCAUCCGUGCAGCCACGUUCUAUUGAUGGCCUGUUGUGAUUUCAAUGGAACAUCAUGGGAUGUACCUGGCACGUCGGGCAGCACUGGAUGGAGGUGCCUUUAGCCCAAUGUACCUGGCAUGGUGGUAAGGUGAAGGUGAGAGGAAGAGAAGGUGGAGAUGGAACUGCCAAAUCAUGCCAAACAACUGCUACUGCAGCUGAACCAGCAACGAGCCAAAGGUUUCCUCUGUGAUGUGAUCAUUGUGGUAGAAAAUGCCCUGUUUCGUGCCCAUAAGAACAUCCUGGCAGCCAGCAGCAUGUAUUUCAAAUCCCUUGUCCUGCAUGACAACCUGAUAAACUUAGACACGGACAUGGUGAACCCCACCGUGUUCCGGCAGAUCUUGGACUUUAUUUAUACUGGCAAGCUCUUAACGACUGACCAGCCUGGUGAACAGAACUUUAAUGCUCUCCUCACCGCAGCAAGCUACCUCCAACUGCACGACCUGGCAGCUCUCUGCAGAAAGAAACUGAAGCGGAACGGCAAGUCCUUUGCUGGCAAGGCUGGUGGCCUUGGUGUUGGGAGAUCUGCCAGGAGUCAGAGACUUUCCACUGCUUCAGUCAUCCAAGCUCGCUAUUCAGGGUCAAAUGAGGGGUUGAAGGGCUCGCACUCAAAGGAGCUGUCUAAGGGAAAGCUCUCUGAUGACGAGGUCUUCAUCAGCAGCUCUAACCAAGAGAACUGUCACUCCUUAAGCAGGGGAACCAGCAAGAACGGUGGUGGGAGCAGCAGUGCGAAUGGGAGCACCGGUGACCAGGAGCUAGGCCUUGACCUGUCCAAAAAAAGCCCCUCGCUCCCUGUCGCAGCUUCCCAUGAUGACACGCAGCACAGCGAAAGCCAGCACGGCUCUCCCCAAUCUGCCUCAGCCCCUGCAGCCAACAGUGCCUCAUCGUUCGACGAGUCUGGCGUCGGAGCCCCUCACAGCAUGGCAGACAGCAGUGACCCCAUGGAGAUGGAUCUGAGCGAGGAGUGCCACCACUCACUGACAGAGAGCAGCCAGCGCAAGGGCCUCCGGCACUCGUCCCGCAAGAAGGAGUGGAUCAAGAAAGACAACGCCUUUGACCGAAAGGAAGGGGGCAAAGACAGGGACGAGGGUGAAGGGCUGCCCAAUGGUAUCCUGCUGGGGCCCUUGUCCAAGUCUGUGGAGAGGAGUCUGGCUGGGGCCUAUGGGGCAGACCUGCCCUACCCAUGUAAGGAGGAGGUAGAAAACGGUAAGGAGAACAGUGAUGACAGUGGCCAGAGUGAGAGUGAGAGUGGCGGCCAUACCAGUGCCAACUAUGUCUAUCGGCAGGAGGGGUUUGAGCCAGUGGCCUAUGGUGACAACCUGUAUGUCUGUAUCCCGUGUGGCAAAGGCUUCCCGAGCUCUGAGCAGCUCAAUGCCCACGUGGAAACGCACACUGAGGAAGACCUUUACAUCAAGGAGGAAGGCACAUAUGGCAGCAAAGAUGAAGCUGAGGAUUUGUCCAACCCCAAUCAGUCCUAUGCUGCGGAGUCCCGGCCCUUCAAGUGUUCAGUGUGUGAGAAGAGCUACAAGGAUCCAGCCACGCUGCGGCAGCACGAGAAGACUCACUGGCUGACGCGGCCCUUCCCUUGCAACAUCUGCGGCAAGAUGUUCACACAGCGUGGCACCAUGACACGGCACAUGCGCAGCCACUUGGGGCUCAAGCCCUUUGCUUGCGAGGAAUGUGGGAUGCGCUUUACCCGGCAGUACCGACUAACAGAGCAUAUGCGUGUCCACUCAGGAGAAAAACCUUAUGAAUGUCAACUGUGUGGUGGGAAAUUCACCCAGCAGCGCAAUCUGAUCAGCCACCUGCGAAUGCAUACCUCUCCCACAUAAGCCAAAGACUCCAGAAUGAGCUUCAAGCCCAUCCGCAGUGAUUUACCUUUCUGUAGACUUGCUGCUUAAAAAAAAAGAAAAAAAAAAAAAACAAGGGGGCAACUCCCCAUACUCUGUUCAGUCAUGAGAGGCCUAAACAAAUGUAGCUUUAACAUUUAAAAAAAAAAAAGUUUUUUUUCCUUUUUUUAAAAAAAGAAAGGUCCACAGCCAAGCUGAUGCAUUUAGUCCCAGUCUCCCUUCAAAUUUUGAUGGCCCGGCAAGAAAUGCCUCUUCUUUUUGCACACAUCGAUUUCAUUGCCAUAUUGCUGAUUUGGAGCAGGUAGGGGGACCUUGGGGAACUUUCAGCCUCUGCUGGCUCCCCCUCCCUGCCUCUUCCUGUGUUCCUGUCACUGUACUCACCUCCUUUAAAACCAAACUCAGUAGGGGUAUUUCUUGCCAUUUAAAAAAAAAACAAAAAAACAAAAAAACAAAACAAAAAAACCCACACCUUUUCAGUGGCCUAAGUAGCUGUGAAAUAACAGCAUUCUCAAGUGCAGAAGCUGUGUCUGUGGACCACCUCACAGGGUUGGCAGCCCCUCCAGAGACUGUGGGAAAGCCACAGCAGUGGUGGAGCCCAACCCUGUCCCCCUGGGCUGGCGAUGGCGUGUGGAGCAGCUCUCAGGGCUGCACCAGUCCCAAUACUUCACUUAAACAAAUGGCAAAGCCUCCCUUACCAUCCCUCCCCAUUUUGGUUUUGAUCUUUGUCCUUGGCAUACAUAACCACGUGCCACCUUCUCCCAUAAAACACGCAAACCUCUUUUGCCUUACCCAUGACUGAACAGGGACUGGAUGCCCUGGGAAUUUCUUUCAGUGAGCAGGGGGUCGUCUUUACUUUUCUAGUAGUUUCGUAUGAAUAUUCUUUGCUUAGAGGUACUUGUUUUAUUAAAGGAAGAACCAUUGUAACGUU
Molecule: messenger RNA, 3310 nt
Organism: Vidua macroura (Pin-tailed whydah)
Lineage: Eukaryota; Metazoa; Chordata; Aves; Passeriformes; Viduidae
Gene: HIC2
Product: HIC ZBTB transcriptional repressor 2
Exons: 4
Coding region: 652-2364 (570 amino acids)
Biological process (GO): regulation of transcription by RNA polymerase II
Cellular component (GO): nucleus
Molecular function (GO): protein binding; RNA polymerase II cis-regulatory region sequence-specific DNA binding; DNA-binding transcription factor activity, RNA polymerase II-specific
Source: RefSeq, a predicted model, not a curated record